GAUUAAGCCAGUCCUUCCAGGAAGGUGUAAUUGUAAUUAAUGAAAGAACAGCUUUGGGGGUCAGCGUUCAAUGCAUAUCUACCUUGGACUCUCACAUCAUCAGAUCUCAGAAGCUAAGCAAGUGGGUGGCGUGUAUCCCUGCCGCUGGAAACGAAGAUGAAAAACUGCUGGCUUCUCCCUUCUGUGGGCUUCAUUUUACACAUGCUGGCGGGGUGUGGUGCUACUGUGAUCCUCUCAGUUCCAGCAGCUGUGAUAUUAGAAAAAGACACUUCAAGGAAUAUAAGUAUCAAAUUGAGUUCCCCGCUAGGUGUGAGAACUGAGAUCACGUUUAAUAUCACCUAUUCUUCAAAAAACACCACCAUUGUUCAGCUACCAGACCAGGUAACAUUACCACCUGAAGCAAGCUCUACAAGCUUUGGAGUCCAAGCUAAACAUGUAGGCCAGGUUACUGUUUACCUAAACAGCAACAACUCAAACCAGACCGGAUCUCCAGCUCGAAUUCGCUUCCUGGUGGUACAGAGCGCCGCUGUUGAAAUCGUCAACCAAGUGAUUGGUUGGAUUUAUUUCCUGGCCUGGUCCGUCUCGUUUUAUCCGCAGGUCGUGGAGAACUGGAGAAGGAAAAGUGUCAUAGGGUUGAAUUUUGACUUCUUGGCAUUAAAUCUCACAGGGUUCAUUGCAUACAGCGUGUUCAAUGUGGGUAUGUUCUGGGUCCCCUAUGUAAAGGAGGAGUUUCUGAGGCGCAGCCCCAACGGGGUGAAUCCUGUAGAAGCUAAUGAUGUUUUUUUCAGUCUCCACGCAGUUGUUCUGACUCUUGUAGUUAUCUGUCAGUGCUGUCUCUAUGAGAGAGGUGAGCAGAGAGUCUCAAAGGUGGCUAUUGGUCUGCUGGUGAUCGCCUGGGCGUUUGCCUUCUCAGCUCUGUUUGUGGCGGUCACAGGUACGAUCACCUGGCUGGAAUACCUGUAUUACUUCUCUUACAUUAAACUGGGGGUCACACUGGUCAAAUACAUUCCACAGGCUUACAUGAACUACCGGAGGAAGAGCACGGUUGGCUGGAGCAUCGGAAACGUCUUGCUGGAUUUUAUAGGAGGGAGCUUCAGUCUGAUACAGAUGUUCUUGCAAUCAUUCAACAACGAUCAGUGGAUGUUGAUUUUUGGAGACCCUACAAAGUUUGGUUUGGGAGUGUUCUCAAUCUUGUUUGACAUUAUGUUCAUCAUUCAGCACUACUGCUUGUAUCGACAAAAGAUAGAUGCAUACCAGCCUCUAGACUAGCCCACCGAAACUCAACAAAGCACAGCGCCCUCGCGGGACCGUUCCCAGCUGAGGGUAGAACCAUUAACAACUCCCCUUGUUUCCAUUUCCCUUCCACAUCCCUGUUCGUGUGCCUCACCAGUACUGGUACACAAGCCAGUCCAUUCUUGUAUUGCGUCUUUCAUACCACAGGGUCCUAAGCAUAGGUGCAAGUUUAUGAUUCCCUAGCAGCAGCGAAUCAAUGCAUCAGGUAAAGACGAGAACAGUCUCUGCAACUGGAUGGCCUCUAGGCAGUGGAUUCAUUGGGGUUCUGGACUCUCCAAAAACAAGACUCCAGUUGCAUAUUGAAGCAGCAAGGACGCCAGUAUCUGCAGACCUCACUUGAUGACCACUGAUUGUGCAAAACAUGCAUGAGUUCUUAUGAGUCUUCAGAUGCCAGGUGUGGAUGUGGACCUCAAUGAAAAGCCUUGAAAGAUACAUGAAUGAUGUUUUUAAACCGGCUAUUUUUGUUUUUUUUAACCCUUUGUGGUAAAAGGGACCUAUGCGUCUCACAAAUAAAAAUGGUGCUAGCUUUCUUAUUUUUUUUGCGGCGAGGCGCACGAAACACGGUUUAAAAUGUAACGAGGUUGGAUCUGCUCAUUCAAAUUGUCAUUUUCCGCCUCGUGAUAUUUGAGUCGCUCUCCAGUGUAUUUUCAGAAGAAACCGUUUGAACAAGCCCUCAGCUCCUUGUAUACGUUAAGGGGUUAAUGAAUACUUUGUCUUUAUAUUACAAAAACAUGUCUAAUAUGUAACUAUACAUACAAACAUGUACUAAUAUUGAAAUUCAUAUUCUGAAUGUUUUUUUAUAAAAGGUGUUAACACAAUUGCCAACUGUAAAAAAAAAUAAAAUAAUAAUUUUGACCUUCUGGUACAUCAGUUGAGGUGAAUAGAUAUAAUAACUGUUGAUUUGAAGAACACUGAUUUGAUACGACAAAUGUAAUUGUUUUUAGACUUGCAAACUAAUUAAAACACACUGGUGAGGAGUAAUUAAGUUAUUACCAGCUGUGGAGUAGAAGAAGAUAGUACUAUAUAGAUUCAGACUUAUUUAGCUUCUGCUAGUGAGAUAGUGUUCACUCUGCUCAUUAUCCAGGAUCAUGAGAAGAGACUACAUAGCAUAUCCAGAGAAACCAUGCUAUUAGUUUCAAAGCUUUGCAGGUAUACAAAGAUGUAUUCAUGUCAAUUUUGCAUUAGCCGCUGAGUUAGUUCCAAACUAUUUUAGGGCUCUGAAUAGUACAGCUUUGUUUUUUAAUCAAGGAAGUGAUGAAAGUGUCCCACCUACUGCAGUUAAGCUAAUGUUACACUAAUCGGUAUACCAAGUGUGCAAUGCAUGUGUGACAUGCACAGAACGAUCUGAAUGAAUGACAAAGCAGCAGCUUGCUACAGGGGGUAAAUUAUAAGCAAAAUUAUACUAACCCAGUUGUAGAUCUUUUUGUAAUAGCUAAUGUAUGAUUAGUGUGUUGCAGCUAUUCUGUAAACUUUUCUAUUUUGUCAUGUACAAAAAAUGGGAAACAAGUGCCUUUUCUAUCACUGAAGCAAAUGUAUACAUUCAAAUUAAUGCAUGACUUUUUAAUUAAAUACAAAAUAACUGCAAUCUA
Polyodon spathula (Mississippi paddlefish) is the source of this 2882-nucleotide messenger RNA. RefSeq names its product cystinosin, lysosomal cystine transporter (gene ctns). Lineage: Eukaryota; Metazoa; Chordata; Actinopteri; Acipenseriformes; Polyodontidae. Gene Ontology annotation, biological process: L-cystine transport. The coding region runs from base 157 to 1269 and encodes 370 amino acids. The record is from RefSeq and is a predicted model, not a curated record. Gene Ontology annotation, molecular function: L-cystine transmembrane transporter activity. Gene Ontology annotation, cellular component: lysosomal membrane. The transcript has 12 exons.